Molecule: messenger RNA, 4761 nt
Organism: Cinclus cinclus
Lineage: Eukaryota; Metazoa; Chordata; Aves; Passeriformes; Cinclidae
Gene: TIAM1
Product: TIAM Rac1 associated GEF 1
Exons: 25
Coding region: 1-4761 (1586 amino acids)
Biological process (GO): small GTPase-mediated signal transduction; positive regulation of axonogenesis; activation of GTPase activity
Cellular component (GO): cytosol; synapse; plasma membrane
Molecular function (GO): protein binding; guanyl-nucleotide exchange factor activity
Source: RefSeq, a predicted model, not a curated record
AUGGGGAACGCGGAGAGCCAGAGCGUGGAGCACGCCGCCUUCUACGGGGACAAGCAGCCGGGGCUGGGCCGCAAGCACACGUCGCGCUCGCUGCGCCUCUCCGGCAAGGCCUCGCGCCGCGCCCGCCACGCCUCCUCGGGCAAGAUCAUCCACCGCAACUCCGAGGUGAGCACGCGCUCCUCCAGCACCCCCAGCAUCCCGCAGUCGCUGGCCGAGAACGGCCUGGAGCCCUUCGCCGCCGAGGCCAACCUGGAGGACUUCGGCAGCGCCAUGUGGGUGGAGCGCGUGGACGUGGGCCUGCGGCCCGUGUCCUACCACACGGACUCGUCGGUGACGCCCAGCGUGGACAGCAGCACGGCGCUGACGGCCGCCUCCGUGCACAGCAUGCCCGACUCGGAGGAGAGCCGGCUCUACGGGGACGAGCUGCCCUUCCUGGCCGAGGGCGACGGGCGCGCGCCGCGCUACGCGGCCAACGGCGCCGCCUUCGCCGACGCCGCCGGCUUCAAGAAGAAGCGCUCCAAGUCGGCCGACAUCUGGCGCGAGGACAGCCUGGAGUUCUCGCUGUCCGACCUCAGCCAGGAGCACCUGACCAGCAACGAGGAGAUCCUGGGCCUGGCCGAGGAGAAGGACGGCGAGGCCGCGCGGGGCCCGCAGGCCGGCGGCAGCCCCCAGCCCCUGGCCGCCGGCCAGCGGGCCAACUCCAUGAGCGACUUGUACUCCCCCAAGAGCCCCGGCGCCGCCGUCGGCGGGGGCCCCCGGAACGCCUUCGGAGGGUACUGCCGCAACCUGGCGUCCGACGUGCCGGAGCUCGGCGGCCAUAAGAUGGCAGCGGCCAGCGCCGAGGACGCGCCCUCCUCUUACAGCAACUACAACACGCUGCCCUGCAGGAAGUCCCACUGCCUGUCCGAAGGGGCCACCAACCCCCAGAUGAGCCACAGCAGCAGCAUGCAAGGCAGGAGGGCCAAAACCACCCAGGACGUCAACGCGGGCGAGGGCAGCGAGUUCACGGACAGCGGCAUCGAGGGCGCAGCCACGGACACGGAGCUGCUGUCGCGGCGCUCCAACGCCACCACGGCCAGCUACUCGCCGCCGGCCGGCCGCGCCUUCGCGGGCAGCGACAGCGGCAGCAGCUCGGCGGGCGACGGGCUGCGCCAAGGCGUCUACGAGAACUUCCGCCGCGAGCUGGAGAUGAGCACGGCCAACAGCGAGCACCUGGAGGAGGCGGGCUCGGCCCUGAGCGACGAGCAGAGCAGCGGCACCCUCAGCUCCCCCGGGCAGUCCGACAUCCUGCUGACCGCCGCGCAGGGCACCGUGCGCAAGGCCGGCGCCCUGGCCGUCAAAAACUUCCUGGUGCACAAGAAGAACAAGAAGGUGGAGUCGGCCACGCGCAGGAAGUGGAAGCACUACUGGGUGUCCCUGAAAGGCUGCACGUUGUUCUUCUACGAGACCGAUGGCAGGUCUGGCAUUGACCACAACAGCAUCCCCAAGCACGCUGUCUGGGUGGAGAACAGCAUCGUGCAAGCCGUGCCUGAGCACCCCAAGAAGGACUUUGUCUUCUGCCUCAGCAACUCCCUUGGGGACGCUUUCCUCUUCCAGACGUGCAGCCAGACGGAGCUGGAGAACUGGAUCACGGCCAUCCACUCAGCCUGUGCCACCGCCGUGGCACGGCAGCACCACAAGGAGGACACGGUCAAACUGCUCAAAACGGAGAUCAAAAAGCUGGAGCAGAAGAUCGACAUGGAUGAGAAGAUGAAGAAAAUGGGGGAAAUGCAGCUGUCCUCUGUCACAGACUCCAAGAAGAAGAAGACCAUACUGGAUCAGAUCUUCGUGUGGGAGCAGAACCUGGAGCAGUUCCAGAUGGAUCUGUUCCGGUACCGCUGUUACCUGGCCAGCCUGCAGGGCGGGGAGCUGCCCAACCCCAAGCGCCUGCUGGCCUUCGCCAGCCGCCCCACCAAGGUGGCCAUGGGCCGCCUGGGCAUCUUCUCCGUCUCGUCCUUCCACGCUCUGGUGGCAGCUCGCACGGGGGAGUCGGGAGUGAGGAGAAGGACUCAGGCCAUGUCCAGGUCUGCCAGCAAGCGCAGGAGCAGGUUUUCUUCUCUUUGGGGGCUGGACACUACCUCGAAGAAGAAGCAAGGGAGGCCCAGCAUUAACCAGGUGUUUGGAGAAGGAGUCGAUUCAGUGAAGAAAUCUCUCGAAGGGAUCUUUGACGACACAGUCCCGGAUGGCAAGAGGGAGAAGGAAGUGUCCCUGAGCAGCGUCCACCAGCACAACCCCGACUGUGACAUUUGGGUGCACGAGUACUUCACACCCUCGUGGUUCUGCCUGCCCAACAACCAGCCUGCCCUGACAGUCAUCCGGCCUGGGGACACCUCCCGGGACGUGCUGGAAAUGAUCUGCAAGACACACCAGCUGGACUGUUCUGCCCACUACCUGCGCCUGAAGUUCCUCGUUGAGAACCAGAUCCAGUUCUACGUGCCAAAGCCGGAGGAGGAGAUCUAUGAGCUGCUGUACAAGGAAAUCGAAAUCUGCCAGAAGAUCACCCAGCACAUUCAGAUGGAGAAGUCUGAUGCAUCCUCUGAUAUUUACGGUUUCUCUCUGUCCUCCGUGGAAGAGGAGGGGAUCCGCCGGCUCUACGUGAACGGUGUCAAGGAGACAGGCCUGGCUUUCAAGAAAGGCCUGAAAGCCGGGGAUGAAGUGCUGGAGAUCAACCAGAGAGCUGCCGAGGAGCUGGACUCAGCGCUGCUCAAGGACGCCCUGGUGCAGCCCUCGCUGUGCCUCGCCGUGCGCACCCACCCCGAGCCAGAGGAGGGACAGAGGCUGGCACAGCCACCCCCACGGCGCCCCGAGAACCCCCCAGAGCCCGGGGACAGCGCCCUGCCCUUCCCCGGGGGCACCCAAGGCCUCUCCCUCUGCAGCGACCCCGACAGCUCAGCUGACACAGCCCCGGAGGAGGCGGAAGCGCAGGACCUGGAGUCGUCGGACGAGGCCGAGAAGAUGAGCAAGAGCACAGAGCAGGUGGCAGCUUUCUGUCGCAGUCUGCAUGAAAUGAACCCCUCUGACUGCAGUGCUCCCCCCCAGGACUGUGCAGGGCCCCAGCUGAGCACCAUGAGGCAGCUCACGGAUGCAGACAAGCUGAGGAAAGUCAUCUGUGAGCUCCUGGAGACCGAGCGCACCUACGUCAAGGACUUAAAUUGUCUGAUGGAGAGAUACCUGAAACCUCUACAGAAAGAAACCUUCCUCACACCAGAUGAGCUGGAUGUUCUCUUUGGGAAUCUGACUGAAAUGGUAGCAUUCCAGGUAGAGUUCUUGAAAACUCUGGAAGAUGGAGUAAGGCUGGUUCCAGACCUGGAGAAGCUUGAAAAAGUUGAGCAAUUUAAGAAAGUGUUGUUCUCCCUGGGUGGAUCCUUCCUGUACUACGCUGACAGGUUCAAGCUGUACAGUGCCUUCUGUGCCAGCCACACAAAAGUCCCCAAAGUCCUGGUGAAAGCCAAGACUGACACUGCUUUCAAGGCGUUCCUGGAUGCCCAGAACCCACGCCGGCAGCACUCCUCCACCCUGGAGUCUUACCUCAUCAAACCCAUCCAGAGGAUCCUCAAAUACCCCCUCCUGCUCAAGGAGCUCUUUGCUCUCACCGAUGUGGACAGUGAAGAACAUUAUCACCUUGAUGUGGCCAUCAAAACAAUGAACAAAGUUGCCAGCCACAUCAAUGAAAUGCAGAAAAUCCAUGAAGAAUAUGGGGCAGUGUUUGACCAACUCAUAGCUGAACAAACAGGGGAGAAAAAAGAGGUCGCCGACCUUUCCAUGGGGGACUUGCUCCUGCAUAACACAGUGAUAUGGCUGAACCCUCCUGCUUCCCUGGGCAAGUGGAAGAAGGAACCUGAGCUGGCAGCAUUCGUGUUCAAAACUGCCGUGGUCCUUGUGUACAAGGAUGGUUCCAAACAGAAGAAGAAACUCGGAGGAUCACAUAGAGCCUCCAUUUAUGAAGACUGGGAUCCGUUCCGGUUUCGCCACAUGAUCCCUUUGGAAGCGCUGCAGGUGCGGGCCCUGGCCAGUGCAGAUGCAGAGACCAAUUCCGUGUGUGAGAUUGUCCACGUCAAAUCCGAGUCUGAGGGCAGGCCAGAAAGGACGUUUCACCUCUGCUGCAGCUCUCCAGAGCACAGGAAGGACUUUCUGAAGGCAGUGCACUCCAUCCUGCGGGACAAGCACAGAAGACAGCUCCUUAAAACCGAAAGUUUGCCCUCAUCCCAGCAAUAUGUUCCUUUUGGUGGAAAAAGAUUGUGUGCUCUAAAGGGUGCAAGGCCAGCCAUGAACAGGGCAGUGUCAGCCCCCAGCAAGUCUCUGGGGAGGAGGCGGCGGCGGCUGGCCCGAAACAGGUUUACCAUUGACUCGGAGGCCGUCCACGGCAGCAGCCCCGAGAAGGAGCCGGCGCAGGGAGGGGACACCGACCGCUGGGUCGAGGAGCAGUUCGACCUGGCGCAGUACGAGGAACAGGAGGACGUCAAGGAGACCGACAUCCUGAGCGACGACGACGACUUCUGCGAGGCGGCACGCGGGGCGCAGCGGGAGCUCCGGGAGAGGCUGCAGGCCACCACCCUGGCGGGCCACGGCCACGCCGCCAGGAUGGCCCAGCUGAGGAAGCAGGCGGCCCUGCCCGCCAUCAACGGCGCCGCCGAGGGCCACGGCGACGAUGACGACGACGAGGUCGUCUGGGUCAGGCGCCAGGACUUUGUGCCCGCCAGGAAGCUCAACACCGAGCUCUGA